Zonotrichia leucophrys gambelii is the source of this 752-nucleotide messenger RNA. RefSeq lists its product as uncharacterized. The coding region runs from base 1 to 627 and encodes 208 amino acids. The record is from RefSeq and is a predicted model, not a curated record. The transcript has 4 exons. Lineage: Eukaryota; Metazoa; Chordata; Aves; Passeriformes; Passerellidae.
AUGAUGAGAAUCGGCUUGUGGCACAGAGGCCACGCGGGCUCUUCUCCAGGCUCCCGAUGGAGCCCCGGCCCGGCGGGGCUGCGGGCCGGCACCGCGGCUCCCCUGGCAGCAGCCGGCCCUCUGCCCCUGCCCUCGGGAGCCCGGCGCCGGCGGCUGCUGGCAGCGCCUCAGGGCUCUGCGGGCAGGGGAGGCCGGGGCAGGGCGCAGGCAGCGCCCGGUCCAGGGGCUGAGCCUGCGCCAACCCGUCCCUCCUGCCGCUCUCUCCAGCUGGCAGAGGACAGGAGCAGAGCGGCCGAAUACCUGCGCCGGGCCCUGUCCUACCUGCAGAGCCCACAGGAGUCCCUGCGAGCGGCGGCCAUCAGGUUCAUGGGGAUGGCCGCGCAGCACCUGAGGGGGAAGAAGGAAGAGCUCCGGCUCAUCUGCAACGCCCUUGAACACCUGACAGAGGACAUCAGCAGUGCCGUGUCAGAUCUGGCACUUGAAACGUUGUAUGUCCUCCAGGCACUGCAGAGUGAGCGUUAUUCCGUCUUCCAGAGGAUGCAAGACCAGCUCCACAGGGCAUGGAGGACACGGCCUCGUCUGUCGGGGCUCGGCUGGCUGCGCUGCUGGAGCUCUGCAGAGAAUUGAUGCCGGAGGCUCUGUCUGCUGGAGCCACCUGAGCCAGCGGGAAUUUUCCAUUUCUUUAAGACUGUUCUUUUCUUCUUUUUGUUUGUUUCUUUAGUAUAUGAAUAUAGUGUGUUAUAAUACACAGA